Labeo rohita (rohu) is the source of this 1999-nucleotide messenger RNA. RefSeq names its product G protein-coupled receptor kinase 1 b (gene grk1b). Gene Ontology annotation, cellular component: cytoplasm. The transcript is spliced from 8 exons. Gene Ontology annotation, molecular function: ATP binding; G protein-coupled receptor kinase activity. The record is from RefSeq and is a predicted model, not a curated record. NCBI's taxonomy places the organism in Eukaryota, Metazoa, Chordata, Actinopteri, Cypriniformes, Cyprinidae. Gene Ontology annotation, biological process: regulation of signal transduction; signal transduction; protein phosphorylation. The coding region runs from base 257 to 1936 and encodes 559 amino acids.
CUCACUCUCCUCACUUAUUUUCAGAGUGAGAGUGAAACUGGGGAGGGAGAGGAAGAAUGAGGCAAGCCACUGAAUGACGUUAUCUGGAGGCAGGUGUGCCAGCAGGCAAUCUGAGUUUUACAAUGCUUGCUGAAGGAGAGAGGGUUUUACCUGGUCUGUGGAGUUCUAAGACCAAGGGGCUCCUCCUUUGGAGAUUUUAAUCCACAAUUCUUUAUCACGGGGAUUCGACAAAAGGGAGAGUUACAAAAAUAAAGACAUGGACAUUGGAGGUCUAGAGACUGUGGUGGCCAACUCGGCCUAUGUGUCAGCACGUGGGAGUAUAGACAGUGCUGCCGCAGCAACUAUGCGUGACAAAAAAUACCGCACCAAGCUCAACCUGCCACACAUCAGACAAUGUGAACAUAUGAAGACUACGGUGGAUUCUUCCUUUGACAGUAUGUGUGUACGCCAACCGAUUGGUAAGCGCCUCUUUCAGCAAUACCUUGAAAGCGAACCUGCCCACAAGAAUCCUGUAGAUUUGUGGAAAGAUAUUGAAGACUACAACGUCGCCCAGGAAAAUGACCGAGCUAAGAAAGCACAGAAGAUGGUCAACAAAUACUAUGAGUCUUCCUCCAAGAACUUCUGCGACUUCCUGGGGGAAAAAGCUGUGGGCAGGGUGAAAGAGGACUACAAGAACAUUCGAGGAGAUCUGUUCAAAGAGAGUGAACACCAGCUCCUUGUUCACCUGGAAGCUAAAGCACUCAGUGGCUUCAAGGACAGCAUGUACUUUCUGCGUUACGUACAGUUUAAAUGGCUGGAGAGCCAGCCUGUUACUGAAGACUGGUUCAUGGAUUUCAGAGUGCUUGGGAAAGGCGGAUUUGGUGAGGUCCAUGCUUGCCAAAUGAAGGCGACAGGAAAGAUGUAUGCUAACAAGAAACUGAACAAGAAGAGGCUGAAGAAACGUAAAGGUUAUGAUGGUGCUAUUAUUGAGAAGCGCAUCCUGGCUAAAGUGCACAGUCGUUUCAUUGUGACCCUGGCCUAUGCUUUCCAGACCAAAACCGACCUCUGCCUGGUCAUGACCAUCAUGAAUGGUGGAGACCUCAGAUACCAUAUGUAUAAUGUGGAUGAGAAGAAUCCAGGCUUUAACGAAAAUAGAGCUUGUUAUUACACAGCUCAGAUCAUCUGUGGUCUUGAGCAUUUGCACCAGCACAGGAUUGUGUACAGAGACCUCAAGCCAGAGAAUGUCCUCUUAGAUGAUGCAGGACAUGUGCGUCUUUCUGAUCUGGGGUUGGCCGUUGAAUUACCACCAGGGAAAGAUAAAACACAGGGGUAUGCUGGGACCCCAGGUUUCAUGGCUCCAGAACUGCUACAGAAGAAAGACUAUGACUACACUGUAGACUACUUCACUCUUGGGGUCACUCUGUAUGAGAUGGUUGCCGCCAAGGGACCUUUCAGGUGUCGUGGAGAGCAGGUGGACAACAAUGAAGUGACACGGCGCAUCCUGAAUGAUCCAGUCUCAUACCCCCCAACCUUCAGCAAGGAGCUCAAAGACCUCUGUGAAGGACUGAUGGAGAAGGAUCCAGAGAAGAGACUUGGCUUUAAGAACAAUGAGUGUGCUGAACUGAAGAACCAGUCCUUCUUUAAAGAGCUCAACUGGGGGAGAUUAGAAGCUGGUAUGCUUCCUCCACCUUUUGUCCCAGAUCCUAAGAUGGUCUAUGCCAAAGACAUUGAUGAUGUGGGAGCAUUCAGCACUGUCAAAGGUGUUGUGAUUGACAACAAAGACAAUGAAUUCUACAAUGAGUUUGCAACUGGGAACGUACCAAUUCCAUGGCAGGAGGAGAUGAUUGAGACAGGAAUCUUUGGGGAGCUUAACAUCUGGGGGCAAAACGGAAAACUCCCAAAUGAUCUGGAUCCCAGCUAUGUGGAAGCAAAAGGAGGGGGAUGUGUUCUACUGUGAACAAGGGGGAAAAAAAAGUAUAAAAAAAAUGAUGAUUAAAAAAAAAAAAAAAAAAAAAAAAAA